Messenger RNA from Mesorhabditis spiculigera, 399 nucleotides. Lineage: Eukaryota; Metazoa; Nematoda; Chromadorea; Rhabditida; Rhabditidae. The record is from the annotation of a GenBank genome assembly.
AUGCAGGUUUUAGCUUCGUCAAAAGCUAUGCUCGAAAUUAACAACAUCGCGAAGGAUAAACCAUCCCUCAAGACGCUACUUCUUUUCAAAGAUAAAGCUCUGAUCGCGGCUCGUAUGAUAUUUGGUGGGGAGUUGCUGUUGUGGAAAGCAUACGUGUGGACUGUCUACUACCACAAUCGGCCCGGCUUUCAACCAUUGUCUGAGAUGGAGUACCGUCUCAUGCUCCAUCGCAUCGUCUCUAUUCCACAGAUGAUGCUAAUCAUAGAAGAGGACCCGGAACUACAUGAUAUUCUUCCCCUACCACCGUUGCCUCCAAACUCGAACGACCACGCCAGGAAGCAGUGCGAGGAAUGGAUCCGGCGCGCCACCAUCGAAACCAAGGAAAAUUUACACGAUUUG